Macadamia integrifolia is the source of this 3428-nucleotide messenger RNA. Its product is annotated as disease resistance protein RUN1-like. Gene Ontology annotation, biological process: signal transduction; defense response. NCBI's taxonomy places the organism in Eukaryota, Viridiplantae, Streptophyta, Magnoliopsida, Proteales, Proteaceae. Gene Ontology annotation, molecular function: ADP binding. The coding region runs from base 124 to 3336 and encodes 1070 amino acids. The transcript has 4 exons. The record is from RefSeq and is a predicted model, not a curated record.
UGCAUAAAGGUAACAGGAAGCUGGAAUAGCAGAUCAAGAAAUUGAAGAGUGCAGCUAAUCAAGCACUGGCUCUGCCGCUCUGCAAUCCAAAAGUACUAGAGUCUAAGAAGUUGUUGAAUCCCAAUGGCAGCGUCCAAGAAUUCCGGUUUUGCCUCUUCUUCGUCUUCUUCAAGUUCAAGUUAUGAAGUGUUCUUGAGCUUUCGUGGAGAAGACACUCGCACCAACUUUACCGAUCACCUCUACCAUGCCUUGGAUGAUGCUGGGAUUAACACUUUUAGAGACAACGAAGAACUUCCAACGGGAAAGAAGAUUGGGCCGGAGCUAAUCACUGCGAUCGAGCAGUCGAGAAUCGCUAUCCCCAUCUUGUCGGAGAAUUAUGCUUCCAGUAAAUGGUGUCUCAAUGAGAUCACUAAGAUCUUUGAAUGCAAAAACACGAUGGAUCAGGUCGUUCUGCCCAUUUUCUACAAAAUCGAACCCUCGGCUGUACGGAACCAGACCGGAAGCUAUGCAAAGGCCUUUAAGAAACACCAGACCUGUUUUGACCACAAAACCGUGAAGAAGUGGAAGGAAGCUCUGAGAGAGGUUGGAUCAUUGAAGGGAUGGGAUUCGAAGAACGCUGCUAAUGGAUAUGAAGCAAAGUUAAUAAAAUUAGUUGUUGCAACAGUUUGGAGUACAUUGAACAAGACACCCUCAAUUGUUUUUGAUAGCCUAGUUGGAAUCCAAUACCAUAUAGAAAAUAUGUUGGGGUUGUUAAACAUUGAAUCUGAUGAUAGAAAAAUUGUGGGCAUCAAUGGCUUCGGAGGCAUUGGCAAGACAACGAUUGCCAAGGCUGUGUACAAUACAAUCUUUCUUCACUUUCAAGGAUAUAGUUUUAUUGCCAAUGUUAGAGAAACUGCUCAACAACAUAAUGGACUAAUUUGUCUACAAAAUCAGCUUUAUUUUGAUAUCCUAAAGCAAAAAAACUCGUACAUUACUAAGGUUGAUGAUGGACUUAUUGUUAUCAAACAAAGAUUUCGCAAGAAAACGGUUCUUAUUGUUCUCGAUGAUGUAGAUCAAGAGAUUCAAGUAUAUGCAUUAAUUGGGGAUCUUGAAUGGUUUGGCUUUGGAACUAAGAUUAUUGUCACAAGUAGAAAUAAGGAUAUUUUAAUUGCUCAAAAAGCAGAUGGGAUUUAUCAGCCCAAGGAAAUGGACCUACAUCAAUCUCUUCAACUUUUUAGCUAUCAUGCAUUUAGAAGAGACCAACCUCCAGAAGAAUAUUUAGAACUCUCAAAAGCUAUGGUAAAAACUACUGGAGGACUACCCUUGGCUCUUCCAGUUGUAGGUUCAUCUUUAUUCUGCAUGGGAAAAUCAACAUGGCAAGGCACAUUGGAAAAGUUGCAAGGAGUUCCUAAUAAUGAGGUCAUGCAAAGACUGAGAAUAAGUUAUGAUGGAUUAGAAUAUGAGGAGAAACAAAUAUUUCUUGAUACUGCGUGCUUCUUCAUUGGAAUGCACAAGGAUGUUGCAUGCUACAUAUGGGAAGGGUGUAAUUUUUAUCCUAAAGUAGGACUUGAUGUUCUGCAUCUGAGGUCUUUGAUAACAAUUAGUGAAGAUGGUUAUUUGAGGAUGCAUGAUCAGCUCCGGGAUCUUGGAAGGGAAAUCGUUCGUCAAGAAAAUUUUAAUGAACCAUGUGAGCGUAGUAGGAUAUGGUCUCAAGAGGAAGCAUUAAAUGUAUUAGAUACAAAAAUGGGAAAAAGAAAAGUUGAAGGCCUUAAUAUUCACUUUGAAGAUAGCUCAAGAAACCAAUGUUUGGUGCAUGAAGGAUUUGCCGAAAUGACUAAACUAAGGUUACUUCGAGUUGAUUAUGCACAUUUUGCUGGAAUUUUCACACAUCCUUUUUCACAACUGAGAUGGCUUAGUUGGAUGGGAUGUCCUAUGCAAUUUACACUAAUCAAUUUUGAUCCAAGGAAACUGGUUGUUCUUAAUCUGUCUUGUAGUGAGAUCACAGAACACUGGCUGGGUUGGAACCACAUCAAGAAUGCCGCAAAUCUAAAAGUUCUAGAUCUCACUUCGUGCGAAAAUCUAUCAAGAACCCCUGAUCUUUCGGCAAAUAGAUGCUUGGAGAUAUUGAUUCUUACAGGCUGUAGGAAGUUGGUAGACAUUGAUGCAUCCGUUGGUCUUCUUGGGAGGUUAAGAGUUUUCGAUGCUUCGGAAUGCUUUAGAAUUGGAUCAUUCUCAAUUAAGCUUUCAAACCUUACAAAUUUAGAGAUAUUGAGCCUUAAAUUCCCUUGGAAUCUGAAGAAGAUACCAAGUGAUAUUGAGAAAUUGGCAAAAUUGAAAUCUUUGAAGUUUUCCUCUGGCGACUUCAGAGUGGUACCAGCUGCCUUCAAUGCUCUUACCUGUCUUGAGGCUCUCAGUUUUAGUGGAUGUGGGGGCCUUCGGCAUAUCUCAAUUCUUCCCUCAAGUUUAACCUGCCUGAGGGCUACAUCCUGCUGGUCACUAACCGAGAUUCCAGGUAUCAACGGAUUGGAAUCAUUGGAAAUCUUGGAUCUUGCAUCGUGCGACCGUUUGGAAAGAUUGCCAGAUCUAUCACAAUUUAAAAAAUUGAAGUACUUAUGUGUCCGAUUCUGCACGUGUCUAACAGAGAUUCCAGGAGUAGACAAAUUGGAAUCAUUGGAAGUAUUAGAUAUUAGUAACUGCAUAUGGUUGGAAACAUUACCAGAUUUUUCAAAUUUGAAGAAAUUGAAGAAUUUAAACGCUUAUUGCUGCUGUAUGCUAUCAGAGAUUCCAGGUCUCAAUGGAUUGGAAGAAUCCUUGGAACAAUUGGAUAUUAGUUGGUGUGAGUCUUUGGAGGGACUGCCAGAUUUGUCAAAAUUUAAAAAAUUGAAGAAGCUAAGGGCUAAACUCAGUGAGGAACAAACCAAGUUUGUAGGAGUUGAGGGAUUGAAAUGCUUGGAAGAAAAAUGUGAUUAUACCACUGAGAGUUUUAUGAAACUAGGGUUGUUCGAAAAAAUGGAAGGAACGGAGCGUCUUAUGGACUCAAUAGAUUCGAAGAGAAGACAGAGAAUAAUGAGGGGCGAGAGAGAAGGGGAUGCUGGUGAAGUAUCCGCCGUCAGUUCAGAGAAUCUUCCUCCCAAAAGGGAAAUACCUGGAAGAGGAGGGAUGAAAAGUACCAAAGGAAGGGGAAGGGGAAGGGGAAGGAAGCUCCUACAAAAAGUAUCCCCAUUGAAUUUCUUCCGUCAGUGUUCUUUGAAAAGAAGUAAAGGGAUUGGAUCUUGUAUUAGUCACCUCGGCAUUCAGAUUCCUUCUCUGGUCCGCAUAAUGUCAUGUGGCAAAUCAAAACAAAGGUCUACCCAUUGAAGUAGCCGCCAGCCUGCCAUUCAUUCCAGGUUCCUCUCUCUCUCUCUCUCUCUCUCUCUCUCUCUCUUUUGAUGGCAGAUUAUUUUUGUAUC